AUGUUAUUAAGAAGAUCUAUUAUAAGAACAAGAACAACUUUUUCAAUUAUUCAAUCAAAUAGACAAUUUACAAAUACAUCACCUAAUUUAUUUUUUGAUAAAAAAUUACCAUCAAAAGAAGAACAAGAUGCUGCUUUCAAUAAAAUUAAAAAAGUAUUACUGGAAAAUCCAGAAUUAAUGGAGUUAACUAUUGAAUUUAAAAAAAUAUUAGAUAAAAAGGGUUUAUUAUCAAAUGGUGGUAAACCUUCAAUUACUCAAAUGAUGAAAUUAUUAGCUGAUAAAGAAGUUAGAGAUCAUGGAUCAAAAUUAAAAGAAUUUUUAGAUUCAAAAGAUACUGGGUUAACAAAAGAUGAAUUAGCUACUAUAACUGGUGCUUAUAUGUUUCAAGGUAAGGAUAUCAAUUAA
This is a messenger RNA of Lodderomyces jiufengensis, 405 nucleotides long. RefSeq lists its product as uncharacterized. The coding region runs from base 1 to 405 and encodes 134 amino acids. NCBI's taxonomy places the organism in Eukaryota, Fungi, Ascomycota, Pichiomycetes, Serinales, Debaryomycetaceae. The record is from RefSeq and is a predicted model, not a curated record. The transcript has a single exon.